This is a messenger RNA of Phodopus roborovskii (desert hamster), 607 nucleotides long. RefSeq names its product short stature homeobox protein 2. The coding region runs from base 1 to 564 and encodes 187 amino acids. Gene Ontology annotation, molecular function: DNA binding. Lineage: Eukaryota; Metazoa; Chordata; Mammalia; Rodentia; Cricetidae. The transcript is spliced from 4 exons. The record is from RefSeq and is a predicted model, not a curated record.
AUGAAGCGCCAAAACGUCGAUUACCUACUUCGGGUGGGAUCUGACGAGGACGAGGAAAGAUGGAAUGUUUCAGGCGCCCAGGCACCGACGGUCAUGCCGGGAGGAGAGGGGAGAUAUAAGGAAGAGACUGCUCGGGGCCAGCCUGGGCAGGGAGCGGCAGCAGCAGAAGGGGACGCAGCAGGAGAAUCAAGUGGAGACGGUCCCUCCACUGCUGCUGCUGCUGCUGCUUCCCCCAUGGGUGGCGGGAACCAAGAGGGCGCCCGAGGCAGUGGCCAGGACAAUGAGCUGCAGCCUCAGGAGCCAGUUCAGCAGGGCAUGGGCGACGACGAGGAUGGGCCAGUGCCUGUGCUGCUGCCUGUGCCAGCGCCAGUGUGCAAACGCAACUCACGGAAGAGGUUCGCCCACUGGCAACUGCAGAAGCUGGAGAGUGUUUUCCAGCUUACUCACUACAUCAGUGCAAAAGUAAGAAAACGUUUGGCAACAUGCAUGGGUGUGAGUGAAGCCAAAGUGCAGAAUUGGUUUAAGAAGAAAAGAGAAAAAUACAGGAAAUAUAAAAACCUGUAAAUAAAGGGCCAGAGAUGCUCCUCCUGCUAACUAGACCACCUUU